This is a messenger RNA of Onychostoma macrolepis, 2893 nucleotides long. RefSeq names its product 5-hydroxytryptamine receptor 4. The record is from RefSeq and is a predicted model, not a curated record. The transcript is spliced from 13 exons. Gene Ontology annotation, cellular component: plasma membrane. The coding region runs from base 1685 to 2851 and encodes 388 amino acids. Gene Ontology annotation, biological process: regulation of appetite; adenylate cyclase-activating adrenergic receptor signaling pathway; chemical synaptic transmission. Gene Ontology annotation, molecular function: G protein-coupled serotonin receptor activity. Lineage: Eukaryota; Metazoa; Chordata; Actinopteri; Cypriniformes; Cyprinidae.
AGUUAGUUAUGUACUUUGAAGUGUUUUAUGUUUUAUUUUUUGUUGUUUAAUUAGUGCUUACUUCUUAGCGUGGUUACCCUUAUGGUGCUUUGUGUGAGUAUAGCUGAGAAUACGGUUUUAUUUUGGAUGAAUAAUGUAACGUAGCCUAGAAUAGACUGUAUGUUUGGUGGAUUUUAUGCACGUGGUUUCCAUUGUAGCUACCACCUGAUGGGGGUUUUGGGAAGCUGUCUGAUUUGAUGGAGACAUGAGGGAGAAAGGAAGUGAUACAGGUUUGGAACAGCAUGAAGGAAAAAGAAAGUGAUAUAGGUUUAGAACAGCAAAAAGAGAACAACCACAAACCACCAAGGCAUGAUUUCAUGACAUGAUCCACGCCAGGUAUCAGUCAAGUACCUUGUGACACCCGUGUUCGGAAACUAUCCAUGACUAAGACCAGAUGACCAAGUUGGAGUCUUGAGACAUCAAUUGUCAAGUUGCAAAAGCAGAGCGAAGUAAGAGACUGAAGACAUGAGGAGUCCACCAACAAGAUUUUUACUCUUUUACCAACACUAUGAAUAUAAAUCAAGGUCAGUCCUAGUUUGCUAAAUAAUUUCUUAUCGGGAGUCAACACUGCAACAAAUAUUUUUAUUAUUAUUAUUGUUAUUAUAUUGUGUUUUUGUCUAUUCAGUGCAUAAUUUUUUACUUUAAAUUUACAAGUUUUUGCAGGGCAUGAAAAACCUACUUUGCAGUGACCUUUCCAGGUUAUUUGACCACAUCUGUAAAUAUGUAAAUAAUUUAUAUGGACUAUAUCUCAUGAUUUUAUCGACCUAGCAAAUAUAUACUUAGGACAAACGCAUUCAGCAGCACAAUAUAUAGCCUACUUGUCAUUCAGUAAGAUGCGGGCUAUAUAUGGUGAUCUUGCGCCAUCUAGUGGUAACAAAGAAGCCUCAGACUGAGGAUCUUCAAGGAAUGUGGUCUCAUACAUCAUCAGGUUACUUAUUCCCUAACCUUUUAGUUCAUAAUCAGUUAUCCUCCAUUUCCAUUUUUGACAUUGUACUACUAUAACAUCCUAUUUUGCUCAAUGUAACAACUGACACAUGUAUGUUUAGUACAUAUCACUCUCAGAAAAAGGUACAAACCUGUAAUUUGGUACAAAUAUGUACACUUUAGCUGCUAAUAUGUACUUUUAAAGUAUUAAUAUGCUUUUAAACUACAAAUAUGUACCAUUUGGGGUACAAAGAUAUACCGUUUAGCUUUUGUAGCUAUUAAUCACAUAUAAUAAAAUCACAUAUACAGUAAAUAUUGCACAUAUAAUAUAUUCAGAACAUUUUUUGUACAAAAAAAUAAAUCAAAAAUGAAAUAAUUUGUACAUACAUUCGAUGAGCCUUUAUUUUGUCUAAGCGCAGUAAGGUGGCGCUGUUGCUCUGUUGUGGUUUGUUUCAGACUCAUGUGCUUUGGACAGGCAGAGACUCAGAGCGCCGGUGCACUUGCAUCAACAGAUGAUCUGCUGUUUGCUGCAGCUGUUUGACUGUAACACAGGGCAGAGAAGAGCACUUCAGUCUCCGACUAACUGUGAUGGAAUAUGACAGUUUAUAGAAACACGUGUGGAUUCACAAAGACGUCUGAAACAAGGAGCCCCUGGGAGAGGGACUGCAUUGUCUUGUGUGAACAAAACCCCAUCUGACCACUUCCAUACAGAUGACCAGUGAUGGCCACAGCAUCAGACUCAGCGGACGAUUCAGUGGAUGAAGGUGUGUCCAAACACACUUCGAAGAUAACGCUGUCUAUUGUCCUGGUGACCAUCAUUAUACUGACUGCACUUGGUAAUUUGCUUGUGAUGGUGGCUCUCUGUAAAGACAGACAUCUAAGGAAGAAGAAGACCAACUUCUUCAUUGUAUCACUGGCAUUUGCAGACCUCCUAGUUGCCCUUGUUGUGAUGCCGCUGGCAGCCAUAGAGCUGACCACAGGUCAGUGGAACUAUGGAGAGACGUUCUGCUUGGUCCGUACCUCACUUGACGUGCUGCUAACCACUGCGUCUAUUCUGCAUUUGUGCUGCAUUGCACUAGACAGGUACUAUGCGAUUUGCUGUCAGCCUCUGGUCUACAAUAACAAGAUGACACCUGUGAGAGUCUCACUGAUGCUGGUUGGAUGCUGGGUCAUCCCCAUUUUCAUCUCUUUUCUUCCCAUUAUGCAAAGUUGGAAUACCAUUGGAAUCGAGAGUGUUAUCGAACAAAGAAACUCCUCCCGUAAUUCGACUUGUGUGUUCAUGGUGAACCGACCCUAUGCUCUGGUGUGUUCGGCCGUGGCCUUCUAUGUGCCUCUGGUGCUGAUGGUUCUCGCCUAUCAGCGAAUCUAUGUCACCGCUAUGGGACACGCUCGGCGAAUCGGCUCGCUGCACCGGGCCGGCUCAGCCCCUUCUUCGACUUAUCCCAACCACGAACAACAUGGCUCCAGUCGCAUUAAGAACGAAACCAAGGCGGCCAAGACGCUGGCUGUCAUCAUGGGCUGCUUCUGUCUGUGCUGGGCGCCCUUCUUUGUCACCAACGUGGUGGAUCCCUUCAUCAAUUACAGCGUGCCCUGGCAGAUGUGGACCGCAUGGCUCUGGUUGGGUUACAUCAACUCGGGCUUGAAUCCAUUCCUGUAUGCUUUUCUGAACCGAGCUUUUCGGAGAGCCUUCCUUAUGAUCCUGUGCUGUGGAAAUGAGCAUUAUGCCCCGCAGGGGGGCUUUAGUCCGAGCAGACGGCACUCAGAGUCUGUCAACGGAACCUCCAUUUCUCUCAGAUUGUCAUUUCUUCAAAACCGAAGGUACAGCGACAAUUCCAAACGAUUUCUGUCGUGCGAGCUGGAAUCUCAGGAGUCGGUUGGUGCAUCAUAGCCAAGAGUUCAAUGCCUGCAGAUGCAUCCUGAGGAGAACAUA